Messenger RNA from Scaptodrosophila lebanonensis, 851 nucleotides. RefSeq lists its product as uncharacterized. The coding region runs from base 4 to 786 and encodes 260 amino acids. Lineage: Eukaryota; Metazoa; Arthropoda; Insecta; Diptera; Drosophilidae. The transcript is spliced from 2 exons. The record is from RefSeq and is a predicted model, not a curated record.
ACAAUGAAUUGUUUCUUAUGGUGUUUGCAUAUAUUUCUUACAGUUAUUAGGGCCAACACACUUCUUGCUUUGGAUAAAAACAUGCCGCAGAGACUAGAAACAGACGGCAGAAGAGUUAAAGUACUCGGCUAUAAGAACUGUGUAAAUGAAAUUGUUAACGAUCUUAUUGACAAUUGGUUGUCACCAGUUGUGUAUCUCAAAAGCCGUGGAUACUUGCCGAAAGAACUUGAAACUGGGCUCCAUGUAAAUAUAGAAGGGUUACAAAAGUGCGAACUACAUUCUAAAGAGACGCAACGAAUAGCGAACUCCAAAAAACGGUUGCUUAAGCUAAGACGUUUGCGAGCAAUGCGAUCAGCAGAUAAUGAAAAAUCAACUGAAAUGAAAAAUAUGUUUCGUGAGCUGUUUUCGUCGAAAAGCGAUAUAUCGGAUGAAAUAAGGUCCAAAUUGGGUGUCAGUUGGGAUAUGAAUGCACUAAAAUCAUCAGCACACAAAGAGGCAAAAAAAUUUUAUGACAAAUAUUUUAAUAAGCCAAACGAGGAGAUCAAUCAGCCGAGUUGUAUGGAUCCGAAAAUGUUGGACCAACAAGUAUCACAAUUUUAUCCCUCAGUAGGCGGAAAUGGCAAUGUAUCCAAAAGCAAGAAAACUAUUGAGCCGUCAUCCAUUAAAAAGCCGCAUUAUUUAAAUGGAGUAGCAAAAAUUCUUGGCCAUCGUGAUUUAAUGAAUCAAGCGAAAGUGACACUGGACCGCAAUACCGCUGAGAGAAGCGGCCAGAAUCGUAAAUUCUGAAGCCUUGCAAACGCAUUAUUUUUACGAAGUUGAGUUAUAUUUUCUAUUUUAUAUAAAUUUUUUAU